UGCCAACGUCGCGCUUGUGCUUUUGCUCCCGUAGAUUCUACUCCUCGCCGGCCUCGUCGUGAGACAACUGUGGUAACCGCGCGCAAGCCUCCGUUGCAUACUCCCCUUGCUCUUGACAUGGCGACCGUGGCUGACAGCGCCACCUCGCAGGACGGGACGGCUCUUCAAAGCCAAGUCCCUGCACAAGAGGGCGACGAACCAUUCCAUGGGAAACCUUAUUUGAAGGGUCUGGAUGGGCUUCAGCAUUCAUAUCCGGCGCUCAAGUCGUUCUUGGAGAAGAUCGCCAACGAAGACGACAAGGGACGCAUCCUGGUGCGAAAGCACUUCUUGACCACGUACAAGCGCGGUCCGGGCCGAUGCUAUUGCUUACUGUUUGAUCACGAGAAGGUCUCGCUGCCUGAAGGGUUUGAGACGGGAUUCGCGAGUCCUACACGACUUCGGGACUAUCUUGAAGCAAAUCCAGCUAAGAAGAGCCGGGAGGACAAGAAACGCCGGCUCUUCAUCCUGGAGGAUCUGGAACCGGACUAUGUCGAUGCACUUGGCUAUCAUCUGGGCGUCGACCCCAUGGUGUUCAGCGAACAGAUGAACACAUGGAACUACACCGACUCGUGGUCGAUUCCGCAUAGGGAGCUGCCCUCCAUGUCCACACCCGAGAAGUGCUUCACCUUGAGAUACUAUGAGCUUAGAACGCUGCAUGUUCCUCAGUCAAUCGACACGUUGACGCUGCAGAUGACGUUUGCGGUCAACAGACGGAGAUACGAGAGGUGGAGGGAUAUCGACGUGCCCUCCUCUGGAAAGCCGGACCGGAGACACGGAUUUGUGAGGAGAAGCGCCUCGUUCUGGACCUCGCAACAGCCGUCGGAGGGUGGACAGGAAAAUAAAGAUGCUCCAGGCUGGGACGCCGUUAUCCUCGUCGACCCCGGGAUGAGCGUUUCUUGCAGCGACGUUCCGGACGCCGAAUGCUCUGGCGGUUUACGGCCUGCGCAACGCCACGACGCGACGGGCCACGACGCGACGGCCCACGGCGAUUCGCAGGUCGCGAGUGCGAGCUCGACGAGCGUGUCGUCGGCCAAGCCGAUCGAUGCGAGAAACCGCACCGCGGUCGUGGAGGCCGCAUGCAAGAUGGAGACCGCGAAGCCAAGUCUGAUGCGUCCUCCGUCCACUGGAGGCGCAGCGGCGCAGAUCAUCGAUCCCCCGCCGCAGCAAACCCUUAUUCUUCAGGAUCAGAAACUGUACUCCAGCCGAGCAUCUCUUUGGCGAGCGCAGGACUGGCAGCCUCACGGCACACGCGUAGAACUCGUCGGGGUCAAACAUGAAAGCUGGCCGUAUCACGAUGGCUGCUCUACCUUGGCGCCUCUAGGACUUGCGCAGGUUGGCGUCGGCGCACUCGACAAAGACGUGGGUUAUUUGAAAAGGAAGCGCGACCUUGUUUCGCCGCUCGACGAGAUGGUGUUCUACUGGACAAAGGUUGCGCCAGAAUCGCUUAUCAAGAAAGCUCAAGCGCAGUCCUCCAACACGGCUUUCUACCUUCUCAAGCACAUAGCUCAGCACUGGGUAAACCAGCUGGAGCUGAUCAAUACUACGAUGGCUAAGGCGGAAUGGUUCUCGGACGACUACCAAGCCAAGAUCGAGGAUGACCUCAGCCUUCAGAAGUGGAAGGCUGAUCUCAAGGACAUCAACUAUAUUGCCAAGGACAUCAACUACAUGCGAAGACACCUCAAUCACUUCUGGAGGGCGAUGAUUUUGAAUCUGGAACGUGUCGGCGUGCAGCUGGGCAGUGAAGGCAUAGACGAAAACGCGUCGCUUGCUAUACAAGGCGUCCAAAAGGACUUUUUGACGAUUCACACAAGGAUGGAGCCGCUGAGAUCACGAGCGGAGGCGCUCAGUACGGUAGCAAGCGACCUAGCUAAUCUGCGUGCUGCCUACCGAGGUGUGCACGACAGCGAGUUCGGCAUGCGUCUCAGUCUGUUCGCCUCGAUCAUCUUCCCGCUCACGCUUGUGGCCAGCAUCUUUAGCAUGAGCGAUAACUAUCUUCCCGGCGCGCCUGACUUCUGGAAGCUGUGGGCCAUCGGGCCGGCCUUCUGCGUUGCGCUGGCGCUGCUCUUAGUGUACGGAAAGCGACCGUGGAAGCUCUUCACCGACAUAUUCAAAUACUUCUACCUUGCAGCACGUAGCCGUGGGUUCUUUCUGUCCCCGGACGAGAAGGAGAUGUGGCUGAAUGCGCGAGAGGAACAGAAGAAACGGAAGGCAAAGCUGAAGGCACAGAAGGCGAAGGAGAAGGAGGAGAAGAGCAGGUGGAAGGACGAGAAAGCAACAAAGAACGUAGGGAGAGGCAAGAGGGACGAAGAAAAAGAGGUGGAGGGAGUUGGAGCAGGUAAAGGAAAGUGAUUGUUUAC
Verruconis gallopava is the source of this 2396-nucleotide messenger RNA. RefSeq lists its product as uncharacterized. Bases 118 to 2388 code for a protein of 756 amino acids. Gene Ontology annotation, molecular function: metal ion transmembrane transporter activity. Gene Ontology annotation, biological process: metal ion transport; transmembrane transport. The record is from RefSeq and is a predicted model, not a curated record. Lineage: Eukaryota; Fungi; Ascomycota; Dothideomycetes; Venturiales; Sympoventuriaceae. The transcript is spliced from 2 exons. Gene Ontology annotation, cellular component: membrane.